Molecule: messenger RNA, 1621 nt
Organism: Corticium candelabrum
Lineage: Eukaryota; Metazoa; Porifera; Homoscleromorpha; Homosclerophorida; Plakinidae
Exons: 1
Coding region: 48-1379 (443 amino acids)
Biological process (GO): sterol biosynthetic process; brassinosteroid biosynthetic process
Cellular component (GO): endoplasmic reticulum membrane
Molecular function (GO): oxidoreductase activity, acting on the CH-CH group of donors, NAD or NADP as acceptor
Source: RefSeq, a predicted model, not a curated record
CAGCGUCGCGCUGACAUCAGGCCACUAGAAGCUAGACAACGACGGGCAUGGACAUCAACACAAUACAGCGCUGGUUCAGGCUCACCGUCGGUCCGAUCUUACUCAUCUUCUUCACUCCUAUUGUCGCGUUCGCCGUGUGUACAGCCAAUCUACAGACUGGUGGCUCAUUGUCCGAUCUCUACCAACAAGUCGGCGGCUCGAGCUCAAGCAAUGUUUCUGCUUUCAUCACCUUUCUCAAGCUCAUACGUCUCAAUCAGGGAAUGGGAUCAGCGACAGGGUGGAUGAUCUUGACCCUGUUCGUAGCCGUACAGCUAGUUGUUUUACGCUGCGUUCCUGGUGAUGAAAAGGAAGGCGUGGCCGCCAGUGGUCGUGUUCCUGUUUACAGAAUGAACGGUCUUGCUGCUUUCCUGCUGACGACUUUAGGUUACAUCUUUCUUUCCUUCGGUCUAGACGCGUUUCCUGCGACAGUUCUGUAUGACAAUUUACAGGAACUGAUGUGGGUCACAAUGAUUGUUAGUUUUCUGUUGUGUGUCUGGCUGGCUGUGAGAGGAAGAAGCAAGACGGGAACCGAAACAAGCACUAAAUCACGUAAUAGCCUCCUCAUCGACUUCUUCUGGGGUCGCGAGGUGCAUCCCAAUGUAAUGGGAUUCGAACUCAAGCAGGUCACUAAUUGCAGGUUUGGCAUGAUGAUGUGGCCAUUGAUUGUGAUAUCAUGCGUGGCCAAACAAUGGGAACAUUAUGGUUACGUUUCCAACUCAAUGGCUACAGCUGCAUUCCUCCAGCUUGUCUACAUUGCAAAGUUCUUCCAUUGGGAGUCGGGAUAUAUGAGGACACUGGAUAUGAUGCACGAUCGUGCUGGUUACUAUAUCUGCUGGGGAUGCAUGAUUUGGGUGCCCUGUAUCUAUUCGAGUCAAGUCGUCUACCUUGUGUUACAUCCCGUAUCUCUACAUCCUCUCAUCACGGCUGCAUUGCUUAUCUUUGGUCUGCUGUGUAUUGGAUUGAAUUACCAUGCCGAUUGGCAGAAACAAGAAGUGAGAAAAAGCGAUGGCCGAUGUCUGAUUUGGGGAAAACCGCCAAAGAUGAUUCGAGCCAAGUACACGGAUGAAAACAAUGUCGAGACUUCACAGAUCCUUCUCAUGUCUGGCUGGUGGGGCAUCAGCCGGCAUUUCCAUUAUAUUCCUGAGCUUGGGGCAGCUCUGUGUUGGACAUUGCCAUGUCAGUUCCAAAACUGGCUGCCAUACUUCUAUCUUGUCUAUCUCACUUUGCUCCUUGUUGACAGGACGAAUCGUGACGAUCGUCGUUGUUUUAACAAGUACAAGUCGUACUGGACGCAGUACAUCAAAACAGUGCCAUACAAAAUGGUUCCUUACAUCUAUUGAUUGACCAAGUGAUAUCAGCGACUACAUUAUAUUAUUGAAGUUUGCAUUGUGUUGACUGUAGUUUCACACUUUGCUGAUCACUCUGUUUAGACUAUUGACUUACUGAUGCUUAUCUGUUUAUUACUAUUUAACAGCUAUUAUGUGUGCUUUUGUAGACUUAAACAUGUUUGUAGGCAUGUUUGUACAACAUUGGUACUUAAUAUAUGUACCUGCUGGCCUUAUUAUUCCAGCAUGGACUUGCA